Messenger RNA from Siniperca chuatsi (mandarin fish), 2696 nucleotides. It is a transcript of the gene rab13, whose product is annotated as RAB13, member RAS oncogene family. Gene Ontology annotation, cellular component: trans-Golgi network transport vesicle; endosome; plasma membrane. The coding region runs from base 449 to 1078 and encodes 209 amino acids. The transcript is spliced from 9 exons. Gene Ontology annotation, biological process: regulation of exocytosis; protein localization to plasma membrane; protein secretion. Gene Ontology annotation, molecular function: GTPase activity; GTP binding. The record is from RefSeq and is a predicted model, not a curated record. Lineage: Eukaryota; Metazoa; Chordata; Actinopteri; Centrarchiformes; Sinipercidae.
UCCCAUGAAAAACACUCCCACACAACGUAGCCUUUCAGCGGAUCUGGGCUCUGGCCCGACGGCAAUUUUUUUUUUUUUGUUUUUUUUUAGGCAGAAAAACACGUAGCCAUCCCGGUACGUUUGUCAACGGACUCUCGGAGGAAAGCAAAAUGGCCCUUGAAUAGAUUUGGUGGCAGUUUGGCCAACUUUGGAUGGAGUGUAAUUCUUUAUCAGCAGCAGUCCAAACACCGCACUGAGGCACUGAGGGGGAUCGGAAUUUACCGGUGACAAGUCUGAGAGGGGGGAAAAGGAAAAGAGGAUCCACUCGUUACAUGGAGCAACUUUUUUUUUAAAGCCUGCUUUAUUUUAAUCACAAUCAAGAUUUGAAGACCGAAGUCGAUGAAAAGUACUUCCAGAAAGAGACAACCCCAAACUAAACCCCUUUUAUCUUUGAAGAACAGCUCCAACCAUGGCGAAAAAGUAUGAUUUUCUUUUCAAAUUGUUACUCAUCGGGGACAGCGGAGUGGGCAAAACAUGUCUGAUCAUUCGUUUAGCUGAGGACAAUUUCAACUCCACAUACAUUUCCACCAUCGGCAUCGACUUUAAAGUAAAAACCAUUGAAGUGGAUGGAAAGAAAGUGAAACUACAAGUCUGGGACACAGCAGGGCAGGAGAGGUUCAAGACCAUUACGACAGCCUACUACAGAGGAGCCAUGGGCAUCAUCCUGGUGUACGACAUUACAGAUGAGAAGUCCUUCGAAAACAUUCAGAACUGGAUGAAGAGCAUCAAAGAACUUUUUAUCCGGCAAGAAGACUUAAUGAAUGCAUCAGCUGGGGUCAGUCGAAUGUUACUAGGUAAUAAGUGCGACAUUGAAGCAAAGCGGAAAGUUUCCAAGGAGACAGGAGAAAAGUUGGCAAAAGAUCAUGGCAUCAGAUUCUUUGAGACCAGUGCAAAGUCCAGCAUUAACGUGGAGGAGUCUUUUCUGUCUUUGGCACGAGACAUACUACAGAAAUCCAGCAAGAAAACAGGCCCCACAGGUCGAGAGGUGAAAAUCACGAGCAGUACAGAGAAAAAAUCCUCCAAAUGUGUUCUUCUCUAGAUAGGACGCUGGCCAGCAGACAAAAGAGAACGCCAUACAAAUUUAAAAACACAUCAGUAUUACCGGGGCGAAAACCAGUACAGCAGGUUUUCUGUCUCCAUCUGGUGGGCUCAGUUAUCAAAUACAUACAGGUGCUAAAAGUGUGUUUUAUAUCUAAACUACCGGUAUUCCCAUCACAAGUGUGUUUUGCUCCCCAAAAACUAGAAAAAUAAUUUAUGGAUUCCUCCUUUGAGCUGAAAUUUAAUUGAAGGUAUGUGCUUGUAUUUCACAUUGAACAUAUGUUCUCCCACAUCUCCUGUGAUGGUGUUAUUGUCAUAAAAAAUGUUGUCUGACACCAAGCAGUUCCCACCAUGUUUUGUUAAGAUAUACCUACCAUCCCUACAACAGCACUGCUUAAUGUCUUAAAAGAACUUCAGCUGUGGUUUUUUUUAAAUCUUUUUUUUUGGACUGGGUAGCUAUGUAAACAAAUCACACUUCAACUUAAUGGAACCAUUUCAUUCAUUUCUUAUGUGUGAGCACAUACAGUAGUAGCUUUUAGGAGCUCAGUGGCAGAGGAGGGUUUUGAUUGGAAAGUGUUUUGAUUCACACAGCAGGCUCCUGGUUGUAGUUUUUGACCUAAAUGUUUGUCAUUCCAUUAAAUUCAAAGGGAAACUGGCAUCUCAUAGAUUCUGUUAGAUGGUUUAAAUACUGGACAGAAUUGCUAAAUUAAAUAAUUAACAAGUCAUAAAACUUCUUGGUUACCAAUGUACUUCCACUUUCAAGUUUCAAGUACACUGUUUGAAAUGCAUCUAUUUGUAUAAUAUUGCAUCAACAGCACAGACAAGUUGACAUUACAAUCUUGCAGUGUCACAUGAGAGACAGGACAGAUUUUGUUUCCCCACAUUUUAGUGGCACAUAAAUAUAUUGCAGGGAUGUCAUAGACUGAACAUUAAGCUUUAAAUGUUGGCAACAUUUAUAGUUAAAUUUCAAGUUUCAAUAGUGUACAUUACGCAUUCAGCAGAACAUAGAGUAAUGGAUGCCAUUGAAUAUCAAAGACCCUGAGUCUAUAGUAUGGGCAUCUUCUGGUUAUAUCCUAUGUGAAGUUGAAAACAUGCACCUUCACGUUAGUGAAUUAAACAAGUUGAUGUCAGUUGUAUGGAGCUGAAUCUGAAACAAACACUGGUGCUGAACAAGCGUUGUUUUAACAGAUGAAAGGAUUGAGAAUGUAGAAGAUAGGAACAGAGAUAAGUGCAAUAUGAGAAGAUGAGAUGAAAGAAUGAUGGAUAAUGCAAGUGAAUGGAUAGGAUGUGAGGGAAACAGUAGUGCUCACGUGCCCAUCAUUUUGAAUUGAUGUAGUGGGUCUUGCCUUUUAUCUUAAGUGCCUGGUAAAUGUCUUACUAAACACUACCACAAAUUAGUUACAUCUGACAUGACAGUCUCGCUGUUCAGGCAAUUUCAGAUCAUUCAAAAUGACUCUGAUUGUAGGUCCUCAUCUGAUCCUGACAGACAUACUGUAUUGCCUGUAUCUGCUUUUUAUGCAUUCCUUUCACAUUCUGUGUCUUUUUAGACCUGCCACAAGAUGCUCUAUGUAGUUUACAGACCUGCCGCUUGCUGAAUAAAAAAUGAUGAGUGUGUUGUA